Molecule: messenger RNA, 2378 nt
Organism: Sphaeramia orbicularis (orbiculate cardinalfish)
Lineage: Eukaryota; Metazoa; Chordata; Actinopteri; Kurtiformes; Apogonidae
Gene: chchd3a
Product: coiled-coil-helix-coiled-coil-helix domain containing 3a
Exons: 10
Coding region: 147-1736 (529 amino acids)
Biological process (GO): inner mitochondrial membrane organization
Cellular component (GO): mitochondrion; MICOS complex
Source: RefSeq, a predicted model, not a curated record
UGCUAAGGAAGUGGUAACGUGUGGGCCCAACCAGCUGCUCCUGGAUUGAGAGUUAAUAAACUCUAAACUUUAUAAAGUCACACGUGGAUGCCAGUGUUGUCCGUUACAUGUAGAUAACUGACACUUUGACAACCUGCGGUCUGACAAUGGGAGCGAACAACAGCACCCGCCGUGUGUCAUUUGAGUCAGAUGAGAACGAGAACAUUACGGUGGUGAAGGGCAUAAGGCUUUCAGAGAGUGUCAUCAACCGCAUGAGAGAACCUGCAGCUCCUCCAAAACACCAACCUGCAACCACUCCACCACCUCCCAUGACAACGCCACUUGCUCCUCCAUCUCUCCUGCGGCCAGUACCUCCCCCCUUUGACCCCAUCACCUCCUUACCUCCUCCCCCUCCUCCUGUAGAUCCUGUUGCACCUCCGGCUCCUCCACCACCAACUCCAACUGCCACAGAGACCAUACCUGCACCUCCUCCUCCUCCUCCUGCUCCUGCUCAGGCUCCAGUGGAACAGGUAGCAGCACCCACCAUAAUUGACAUGGUGCUCCCAUCCUCAUCACCCCCAGCUGCUGCUAGUGCUGUAAGUGCCCCUGCUUUUGAGUCUGUGGUGGCGCCUCCUCCUCCUCUCCCUCCUGCUCCUGCUGCUCCCAGUGAUCCUCCAAUUGUUGCUCCCUGCCCUGCUCCAGCUGUGGUGGAAGCAAUGCCUCUGCUUGCUUCUCCUCCCCUUGAAAUUGAACCAAUUCCCCCUACCAUAAAUCAAUCCAUUGCUCCUCCUCCAGUAAUUGAACCCAUUGCUCCUCCAUCUGUAGCUGAACCUGAACUGCCCAUUGCUGUUCCCCUUCCUCUUGAAUCAGAACCACUUUCUUCACCUCCUGUUCUUGAGCCUGUCAUCAUCCUACCACCCCCACAUCCUUCAGCAGAUGCUUUGGCUCCACAGCCUGCUGAGCAGUUUGCUGCACCUCCUUUACCUGAGUUUACUGCUCCUUGUGAACCAGUUCCACCUCCUCCUCAGCCCUCAGUAGAACCUGCGUCGCCUGCUCCUGUUGCUGAUCCAGUGGUGGUGCCUGAGCCGAUUCCAACUCCACCACCUCCUGCUGCACCAGCCGUUGAUGAAGAGGCCCUGAGGAGGAAGAUCACUGAUGAGCUGUAUAUAGGCUUGGAGAAAGAGAGGGCCAAGGCAGAGCAAGAGCUGCAAGCCUGGGUAGAGUCAGAGAAGGCCCGGGCGUCAGCGCAGGCUCAGGCUGAGGCCCAGUCCCAGGUCCAGGAGGAGGUGUCCCGAAUCCUUUCUGUGGAGCGAGCCGUGGCUCAGGAGAGCCUCCAGCAGGCCGUCAUCAGGGAGAGGAUUGCCACGGAGGAUGAGAAGCUGCGUGCACAGCUCUAUGAAAUUGGGCGCAAGGCCAAGCAGCUAGAAGCCAGAGAAGCUGACCUACAGAAGCAGGAUGCAUUCUACAGAGACCAGGUGGCCCGGCUGGAGGAGAGGAGCGCACAAUUCUACAAGGUCACCACGGAGAACUACCAUAAAGCUGCAGAUGAAGUCAGUGCCAAGUACAAGCGGUAUGAGGUGUAUCCCGUGUGUGCUGAUCUGCAGAGCCAGAUCCUCACAUGCUACAGAGAAAACGUUGGAAGAACCCUUCAGUGCUCCAAUAUAGCAGCUCUUUAUCUGCAGUGUGUCAACAACGCCAAACUGAAGGAUAAGAAGUAUGUGCCUGCACCUUCAUGGACAGAUGAUGUAACAAGUUGAGGACCGGAGGUUAAGGAAGUCACAGAAAGAAAGAGAGCGAUGUAGAGUUUGUUGUGUGGGAUUACUGAUUAUCAACCGACUGACAGACAGACCCGGGGGAAGUGAGGAAUGAGUCAGCACCAAGACACACACCCUCAAAACCCUGUGGAGAACCAAACCGAACCAGACUAGGCACCGAACCGGACACCUCUUCUCCUUGAUUCCUACCUCUAUCCCCACAUCUCCCCUCUACACACCCUCCUCUCUCUGACCCUUUGUCCAUGGUAGGGAGGCGGCGGAAGCACUUGCCGUUUUGGAGACCACCGGGACCCAACAGGCCUCAGCUUGGCCCACUAGAAGGACAACAAGUACAAACCAGACAGAACCACCACUUUGUAGUGUCACAAAUCACUUCUUUCCAACGUAAACGUCUAUUUUUACAAAUAAAGUCCUAAUAUUUUUGUCCUCAGUUCAUUGUUUUACAGCUUGUAAAUGCACUACCCUGUACACAGAUACACAUAUCCCCAUCUGCCUGUGCUUUGUUUCUCUUCAUGCAAGUAUGUGUUAGGUUAAUAAUGUAACUGUGUUGAGAAUUCAUCCAGACCAACACUUGUCUUGACAAUGUCUGAUCAGAGGAAAUAAAAGAAGAAAAUGAAGCAGGAA